This is a messenger RNA of Dothidotthia symphoricarpi CBS 119687, 2074 nucleotides long. Its product is annotated as SPX-domain-containing protein. Gene Ontology annotation, molecular function: inositol hexakisphosphate binding. The record is from RefSeq and is a predicted model, not a curated record. Lineage: Eukaryota; Fungi; Ascomycota; Dothideomycetes; Pleosporales; Dothidotthiaceae. Gene Ontology annotation, biological process: cellular response to phosphate starvation; phosphate ion transport. The coding region runs from base 68 to 1969 and encodes 633 amino acids. The transcript is spliced from 3 exons. Gene Ontology annotation, cellular component: plasma membrane; Golgi apparatus; cytoplasm.
GCCGCACCGCAAGAGUCGUGUUGCGUCUCGAGGUGGCCCUACGAAAAGGCCGUUUCCGUCCGCCAGCAUGAAGUUUGCGAAGGAACUCGAACGCGACCAGAUCCCCGAGUGGCGGGCCAAAUACCUCGACUACAAGGGCGGCAAGAAGAAGCUCAAGGCCAUCGACCGCGCCCUCCGCAACGUGAGCCAGACGCCGCGACUGCGACGCCACGGCACCAACAUCCUGCCGUCGCCCUUUGACGCCGCGCCCAAGUAUGCCUUCCUCAACCGCGACAACCUGGGGCGCGACACGACGAGCAUGGCACGGGACCCGGACGACCUGAGGGCCCUCGCCAUCACCAACAGCCGCAAUAGCGCCCACGAGAGAUCCAACGGCAGCCGUGCUGCGCGCACGCCCGAGGAGGAGCCCUUGACGCGGGCAGCUACGCGCACAGGCUACGGCAGCAUCACGGGCGGACGGCCGCCGUCGCUGCAGCUGCCCGGCGCGGCGCUGGACCCCGACGACGCCUCCCCACGCAAGCAGAAGCAGCGGACGGUGCAGCUGCCCGAGUCGGCGCUCGAGACGGACAAUGCCUUCGAGGUGGGCAAGACGAGGUCGCCGCAGAAGCCGCAUGCCUCGCUGCCUGCCCGGUACAAGAGCAUCUUCAGCCCUAAGCGCAUGAACUCGAUGCCCGGCCCGACGGUCGAGUCGAACCCCCGGCCCUCGAUCAGGCGCAUCUUCUCCAUGGGCAACAAGUCCCCGCCGCCCAGCCCUGGUGACGUGCCUCUCGAAGCCUACCGGGAACUCGAUUUCCGCCAAGCCGAGUUCUUCGGCUUCCUCGACCUCGAGCUGGAGAAGGUCGAGUCCUUCUACAAGGAAAAAGAAACCGAAGCGACGCACCGUCUCGACGUCCUGCGUGACCAGCUGCACAUCAUGCGCGACCGCCGUCUCGACGAGCUCAUCAGACGACAGACCGCGAAGAUGAAGGCCAAGUCAGUCAAGAAACAUGUUGUCCAUGGCCAGCAACUGCACGGCCACACACACAGUCCGGGCGACGAAACGCCUCGAGACAACAAAGCGAACGGCGACGCCCUGAGCGCUUCGUGGCUGACUCCACUAGACGCUGCAUUGGAGGCCAUCAGCGCUGGCAAAUAUGGCAACAGCACCAAGAACAUGACACAGCUCGCCUCUCCAUCUGGCCUCCAGCCCAAUCAGCACCCCGAUGACCGCCGCGAUUACGUUCGUCGUCCUGAUCUGCCCGAUGUCCCCUACCAGGCGGCUAAGAGGAAGCUCAAGGUUGCCUUGCAAGAGUACUACCGCGGACUUGAGCUCCUCAAAUCAUAUGCAUUGCUAAACCGAACCGCUUUCCGCAAGAUCAACAAGAAGUAUGACAAAACUGUCAAUGCCCGGCCCUCUAUGCGGUAUAUGUCCGAAAAGGUCAAUCAAGCAUGGUUUGUCAACAGCGACGUUAUUGAGGGACACAUCCGCCAGGCCGAGGAUUUGUACGCAAGAUACUUCGAACGGGGUAACCACAAAGUCGCCGUAGGAAAACUCCGCAUCAAGGUCGCGCGAGCUGGUGACUACACUGACAACACAUUCCGAAACGGACUGUUGUUGUCUGCUGGUACUAUUCUUGGUCUACAGGGUCUGAUCAAGGCUACCAGUAUAGCCGAUCUGCGUAAUACAGACAACAGCAUCCUCUCUAUGAAGACGAGCUAUCUCUUGCAGAUAUACGCUGGAUAUUUUCUGAUCAAUUUCCUACUUCUCCUGUUCUGCUUGGCGUGUCGGGUGUGGCACGAGGCCAAGAUCAACUACGUCUUCAUCUUCGAAUACGAUACCCGCCAUUAUCUGGACUGGAGGCAGCUUGCCGAGGUGAGUGCACAAGCGCCAAGCCCAUCGUUCACCUAUUUACAACUUACAGCUUCCAUGUUGGUAUCUCUUCUUUCUUGGUCUAUGCAUGAUGAUCAACUUCCACCAAGUUGGGGGUGAUACCCUCUACAUAUACUACCCUGUCAUUCUUCUGGGCAUAUCCGUCAUCGUCCUAUUUAAUCCGUUCAAGAUCUUUUACUAUAGAAGUCGAAUGUGGCUUUUGUA